Molecule: messenger RNA, 4038 nt
Organism: Closterium sp. NIES-65
Lineage: Eukaryota; Viridiplantae; Streptophyta; Zygnematophyceae; Desmidiales; Closteriaceae
Source: the annotation of a GenBank genome assembly
AUGGCGGCCGCUUCGUCACAGACGGCGGACCAGGAGUGGCUGCUGUGUCGCCUGAGGGAGUGCCUGGAUCCGGGAAACACCAACCGCGUUGUCGCAGAAGAGGCGUUGCGACAGGCCGAAGCGAUGGCAGGCUACGCUCCUGCGCUGAUGGGUGUGGCGGGCAACAAGGGCCUCGACGCGGGCACACGACAAAUAUCCUCCUCUUCGUCCGCUUCAACCUCAGUGCUGCUGCGGCAGGUGGUGCAGAGGCACUGGCAGGCGGGUGACGAGGAGGAGGAGGGAGAAGGGGGAGGAAAGAAAUUCACUGUAUCACCGGAGGACAAGGCAGCGGUGCGGGCUCUCCUCCUCCAGGGGCUGGUGGACGAGGAGCCCAAGGUCCAGUCAGCUGUGGGCCUCGCGAUUGCACACGUGGCAUCCUGUGAUUGGCCGGAGGUGUGGCCGGAGCUGAUGGAUCAUCUCAUGGCCGCCCUGGCCGACACUGCUCACCCCAACAGAGUGGCAGCGGCAGUGGAGUGCCUGUCGCUAUUUGCAGAGGAGAUUGAUGACGCACAGCUGCCUGAUCUUGUGCCCAAGCUCUUCCCACCCAUCUUCGCCAUCGUUUCCAACCCCAACCAGGCGUACCGCCCAUCGGCGCGCAGGGGCGCUCUGAGCGUGCUGAGAGCCACCGUGGCCACCCUGGGCAUCAUGAGCGCCGUGUACCAGGAGGAGAGCAAGGCAAUCAUCAGUGAGUCGCUACCUGCGUGGGUGGCGCAGUUUGCUGCCAUCCUCUCCUCGCCUCUCUCACAACACGACCCCCAAGACUGGGGCAUCAGGAAAGAGGUGCUCCGCUGCUUGACUCAGCUCAUUCAACAUUUCCCUGCGCUGUUGGAAUCGACAAUGCCAGGCAUCCUAGCAGCACUGUGGCAGAGCUAUGUGUCAGGCAUCCCUCUGUAUGAGCGACUGCUGGUGGCUGGACUGCCGCUCCUGCCCCCCGCUGCUGCUGCAGCCGGGGAUGCAGGGGCAGCAGGGGUAGCUGCCAGCAGUGACAAUGCACAGGCAGGAGCGGGGGCAGGGGGAGCAGCAGAGGGAGGUGGGGAUGGAGGAGAGGGGUAUGAGUCAGCAGCAGACGAGCUCUCUGCGCUUGCCAUUCAGGGGCUGCAAGGUACAACAGAGGCGCUGGUCUACUUCGCCAUAGCCUACAUGCAGAUCACCGCAACUCAGGUUAGUGGUGUGGUGUGGUGUGGUGUGACUGUGCGGGAGAACUGUGCUUUUACAAGAUGGUACCUUCUUACCUCACUCACACCCAAAGCUUUCCUGAUUACAUUUCGCCUCCUCCUGCUCUUUUUCUGUCCUGCCUCUCUCUCCGCAUCGUCCACAUUGCAUGCACUUUGGGCCCACCUGUUCUUCUCCCUCACACCUUGCCUCGUGGGUGUUUCUCUUCUGCUUACCUUUUCCCUUGUACCCCGUGCUCUCCCGCUGAAGGAGGAGGAGUGGCAGCGUGACACUAACGAGUUUGUCUCAGAGGAGGACGAUGAGGCCAUCAGCUGCCGCACCUCCGCUGCUGCGCUGCUGGAGGAGCUAGUGGCGGAGUUCAAGGAUGAGGCAGUGCAGGGCAUAUCCACGGCGGUGCAGAGGCGGCUGGGAGACACGGUGGUGAACCCCACAGAGCAUGCUCCCGCCUGGUGGAAGUUGCGUGAGGCAGCCAUCUUUGCUGCUGGUUCAGUUGCCGACACGUUUCUUCAGUACGAGAUGGAGGGCAAGCCAGUGUUUGACUCAAAGGCCUUCCUCGAUGCUCUGCUCCUGCAUGAUCUGGGCCCAAAUGGAGCAGUCAACUUCCCCUUCCUCUAUUGUCGCUGUCUCUGGGCUGCUGCUAGCCUAAGGGACUUUUUCUCUCCCCUCCGUGUGCGUGUGGUGGGCCAUCAGGCACCGACAGAGAAGAAGGUGCAGCUGCUGCGCGUGGCUGCAGAGGCUCUCAGCCAGGACAGGCUGCUGGUGAUUCGCAUAGGAGCAUGCAGAGCGCUAUCACGCCUGGCGCCCAACAUGUCUUUCAUGCCAUCUCCCCUCCCUGUGCUCCUCCAUACCGCCACCAUGCAUGCAUGCAGGCCGCUGGUGAUCCGCAUAGGCGCAUGCCGAGCGCUGUCGCGCCUGGCGCCCAACACGCCGCUGGUGAUCCGCAUAGGGGCGUGCCGAGCGCUGUCGCGCCUGGCGCCCAACAUGCAAGCGGAGGACCUCAGGCCCGUGCUGCCCGCCAUCUACACCGGCAUCAGCCACAUGCUGCCCGAGGUGAGCCACAUGCUGCCCGAGGUGAGCCACAUGCUGCCCGAGGUGAGCCACAUGCUGCCCGAGGUGCGCCCCAUGCUGCCCGAGGUGCGCCCCAUGCUGCCCGAGGUAUCGGAUGACACGCUUCAUCUCGCCCUUGAGCUGCUCACUGCUGUCGUCCGUUCAGACGCGGAGGUGACAGCACAGAUGGAGCCGGUGGUAACAUCGGCGCUGCUGGGCAUAUGGGCGGAGCACGUGAACGACCCAGUGAUCAGCUCUGAUACCAGUGACGCCCUCGAGGCCAUGGCCGACCUCCCUGCCUGCAUCGACUCCAUUUUGCGCAAAGCCAUCCCCCCUCUCUCCACCAUUUUCUCCAAGCCAGAGGAGCAACCCAACGGUUUGGUGGCAGGAGGCAUGGAGCUGCUGACAAUGCUUCUCAAGCGCACCCCCCCACCGCUGGUGCGGCCAGUGUUCGAUGCGCUGUUUGCACCGCUAGCAGCAGUGGUGCUGCAGUCAGACGAUCACACGGAGCUGCAGAACGGGGCGGAGGCGCUGGCCAUGUUUGUGCGCAAGGGAGGGGAGGAGCUGGUGGCGGGCAGUGCUGACCCCGAUGCCACCAUGAAGACCCUGCUCGAUGCUGCCGCCAAGCUUCUAAGCCCACAGCUGGAGCCAUCAGCAUCGCUCUUUGUGGGGCCACUGUUGGUGCAGCUGAUCCGCCGCGUGCCCUCGCGCAUGGCACCGCACCUGCAGGCGCUGGUGGCGGCCAUCGUGCACCGCAUGGCUGCCAAGCGCAUGCCCUCGCUCUCCGUCUCGCUUCUACUGGUCUUUGCUCGACUGGUGCACUGGGCAUCACCGGACGUGCGCCCGCUGCUAGAUCUGCUCUCAUCGAUGCCCCUGCCCGGCCACCCAUCGGCCCUCCACUUCCUGCUCUCCGAAUGGGCCAUGUACCACAGUCAGUGCCCCUCUUUCCCCCUGUCAAUACCCCUAUGUUUUCCAGUUUUUGCCUCCUCUACCCAACCAGUAGUUGCCUCUACUCACCCAGUAACUCCGUCUACCUAUCAUUGCCUCCUCCACCCAUCCAGUUACUGCCCCUUCUUCCAACCAUGCCCACUUCUGCAUUCCUUCCUUGUCACCCAACCCGUUGCUGCCGUCUUGCUGCCAACACCCGCCUGUGUGAACCACCGCCCCCCUGUCGCCCACCACACCAUCCUCAGCGGACAUACACGGGGUGUAUCACAGCAAGGUGGCGUCAGCAGCGCUGGCGCUGCUGCUGGCCUCACGGGACCCGCGCCUCCUGCAAGUGCCCGUGCAGGGCCGGCUGGUGGCGGCGUUGUGACUCGGUCGCGAGCACGAGUGGUGGCGGACAAGUGGACAGAAAUGGCGUUUCCAGCCAAGGGCCUGUCACUGCUGGCGGGAGUGUUGCUGGAGGCAAAGGAGGAGGGCGAGCAGGCAGAUGCAUUGAGAGGGCAGGAUGGAGACAUAGACGAGGAGGACGAGGAGGGAAGUGAGGAGGAGGGGGGGCACGGCAAGGGAAGGGAGGGGCUGGAUGCAGGCCUGCCACCAGUGUUUGCUUCAGCUGAGCUCUUCUCCCACCUGCUGGACCAAGAGUUUGGUGAGGAUGCAGGGGAUGACGACGACGAUGCUCAAGACGACCCACUCAACCAGAUCAACCUGCCUGUACUAAUUGCUGACGUCAUCAGACAGCUGGCAACUCAAGAUCCAAGUCUCUUCCAUACGCUUUCCCAGGAGCUUACAGCGAAAGAGCGAUCAACCAUUCAGACCACCCUCAAUGCCUCGUGA